UGGAUAGGUUCGUCUCGACGAUCAUAAAGCAGUACCCCGACAUCGACUGCAUCUGCAUCUUGCUACCCCGUUUGCGGAAGCAUUCGAUGGCAAGCGGCGUAGGCUAUGCAGUCAUCCCGGGAGCGAUUUCCCUAUCGCCUGUUCAGCAAGCAGUCUCGGCUGUAUCGGGUGGCGUGAAAGUUAAGAGAGCGACGGAGAAGUACACAGAGUAUGAGGUGCCAUCCAUCUGCAUCAAUAUACGAGACGAAUUUAUCAAAAAACAAACUGACGACCCCUCCCUCGCUCAGUUCCUCGACCGUCAGCCUGUUUCUCAAUUACGAUCCGUCAACGUAGGAGUCUUUCGCGAAACAGACAACGCGGACCCUAAAAAGGUCUAUGGUGCGGGCAAGGAAGAAAUUUAUGUUACCAUAGCUCUAACAGGCCUUGACUCCGGAAAUGGCUGGUACAUCUUGAUCGAAAAAUCUUACGAUCGAUCGCCAUCGCAAACAUCUUGGAAUGACGCUUCGAUGAAAUUGAAGGCUGGCGACGCAGUGGUAUGGCGGGGAGACUUGUUAUAUCGACAUCCUCCUGGUGGAGGAGGAACAUUUAUGACGUUGGUUUAUGCAUAAGGCUGCAGGGGAGUUCUCCGCCCAGGAGGAAGGCUUUGAAUAGCAGUGUGCACCAGUUGCUCGAAGUGAUCA
Messenger RNA from Mytilinidion resinicola, 680 nucleotides. RefSeq lists its product as uncharacterized. The record is from RefSeq and is a predicted model, not a curated record. NCBI's taxonomy places the organism in Eukaryota, Fungi, Ascomycota, Dothideomycetes, Mytilinidiales, Mytilinidiaceae. The transcript is spliced from 3 exons. Bases 87 to 608 code for a protein of 173 amino acids.